AUGGUCAAAAUACACAACCGUGAAGUCACGUUCAAGGAUCCAAGGAGGUCCGAGAAGAAACUGGUGCUUGACGUGGACACGGGGGUGGAUGACGCUCAGGCCAUCAUGAUGGCUCUCGCAGCCCCCAACGUGGAGGUCCUGGGGAUCACCUGCGUAAGCGGCAACACCUCCCUGGAAAACUCCUGCAGGAACACACUGCGCGUCCUCAAGGUCUGCAGAGACUUGAGGUAGAUCCCAGUGUUCGGUGGAGCUGCGGAGCCUCUGAUGGGCCACCCCCUGUCGGCAGGCUCCUUCCACGGGCAGGAUGGGCUGGGGGACACCCCUGACCUAGAUGCCCCAAGCCUGGAGCUGGAAGGGGCUGUGGAAGCCAUCAUCAGGCUGGUCAAUGAGAACCCUGGAGAGGUGUGCCUGGUAGCUCUGGCCCCGUUGACCAACCUGGCCCUUGCAGUGAAGAUUGACCCCACCCUCCCUCAGAAACUCAAAGGUCUCUUCAUCAUGGGAGGCAACACUGACUCGAGGGGGAACACCACAGUGUGUGCAGAGUUCAACUUUGCUGCCGACCCGGAGGCUGCUUACAUCGUCCUGAACCGCUUCUUCUGUCCAACCUACAUCGCUACCUGGGAGUUCUGCUGUGAGAACAAUCUACCAUGGUCGUUCUGUGACAACUGGCUGGCCCAGGACUCAGACAAGGCCCGCUUCAUGAAGAGCAUCUUCAAACACACCAUGGACACCGUGGCCACUUGCGCUCGCUACCAACGGGAGAUGACGGCUGGCCCGGGUUUCUUGUCGUGCGACUCGUACGCGGCCAUCGAUGAUGGUUUCGUGUGGGUGGCGGUUACCGUGGAGCUCCAGGGGACCUACACCCGGGGCAUGAUGGUCCUGGACAAGCUGGGAGUCCUGGAGAAGGAGCACCAGGUUGUCAUCAUGAGGACAGUGGACCUGGAGAGCUUCAUGGACUCCCUGAAGUAAUAAGCGCUGGGCUGGGAACUACACCUAUACCGCUGUCCCAUAUUGCUUUCAAUUGUUUAUUUUUACAAAAUUAUAGGGGGGGGCUCCAAAAUUCCACUCUUCAUAAUGAGUUUCGUACAGAUCUUGAUAAGAGGGAGACAGUUUGAGGUGGUGGAUAUGUCCACUCUUCAUAAUGAGUUUUGUACAGAUCUUGAUAAGAGGGAGACAGUUUGAGGUGGUGGAUAUGUCCACUCUUCAUAAUGAGUUUUGUACAGAUCUUGAUAAGAGGGAGACAGUUUGAGGUGGUGGAUAUGUCCACUCUUCAUAAUGAGUUUCGUACAGAUCUUGAUAAGAGGGAGACAGUUUGAGGUGGUGGAUAUGUCCACUCUUCAUAAUGAGUUUUGUACAGAUCUUGAUAAGAGGGAGACAGUUUCAGGUGGUGGAUAUGUCCACUCUUCAUAAUGAGUUUUGUACAGAUCUUGAUAAGAGGGAGACAGUUUGAGGUGGUGGAUAUGUCCACACUUCAUAAUGAGUUUUGUACAGAUCUUGAUAAGAGGGAGACAGUUUGAGGUGGUGGAUAUGUCCACUCUUCAUAAUGAGUUUUGUACAGAUCUUGAUAAGAGGGAGACAGUUUGAGGUGGUGGAUAUGUCCACUCUUCAUAAUGAGUUUUGUACAGAUCUUGAUAAGAGGGAGACAGUUUGAGGUGGUGGAUAUGUCCACUCUUCAUAAUGAGUUUUGUACAGAUCUUGAUAAGAGGGAGACAGUUUGAGGUGGUGGAUAUGUCCACUCUUCAUAAUGAGUUUCGUACAGAUCUUGAUAAGAGGGAGACAGUUUGAGGUGGUGGAUAUGUCCACUCUUCAUAAUGAGUUUUGUACAGAUCUUGAUAAGAGGGAGACAGUUUGAGGUGGUGGAUAUGUCUCUAGUGUCUGUUUUGACUUGCCAUUAUGUUCUGAAUCACCAUCAAUCAUUUUACUUUAUCAGGAAAUAAAUAUUCUACAAUGUUAAUUUUCUGA
Salmo salar (Atlantic salmon) is the source of this 1962-nucleotide messenger RNA. RefSeq lists its product as uncharacterized. NCBI's taxonomy places the organism in Eukaryota, Metazoa, Chordata, Actinopteri, Salmoniformes, Salmonidae. The record is from RefSeq and is a predicted model, not a curated record. Gene Ontology annotation, molecular function: hydrolase activity, hydrolyzing N-glycosyl compounds.